GCAAUAAUCAGAAUCCAGAGGAAAAGGUUGCAAUCUACAGGAAGCUGAUCCAGCUUGGUUUUCACUGCCCACCACAGUAAGAAUUCCCUCUCACCUGAUGAGCUAAAGACACGACCCUAAGGACUGCCAGACUGAGCGCUGCCGCCUGCCUGCUCAGUGGCAGUGAGUGACCCCAAAGAGAAGAGUGGCUCUCCUGGCAGCGCUGCCUGGCUCCGGAGGAUGGACAUCAAGGACAGGAGGCACCGCUCGCUGACGCGGGGCCGCUGCGGGAAGCAGUGCCGCUACACCAGCUCCUCGCUGGACAGCGAGGACUGCAGGGUGCCCACACAGAAGUCCUACAGCUCCAGUGAGACCCUCAAGGCCUAUGACCACGACAGCAGGAUGCACUACGGCAACCGAGUGUCUGACCUGGUGCACAGGGAGUCGGAUGAGUUCCCAAGACAAGGAACAAACUUCACCCUUGCAGAGCUGGGGAUCUGUGAGCCGUCUCCGCACCGGAGCGGGUACUGCUCGGACAUAGGGAUCCUGCACCAGGGCUACUCCCUGAGCACAGGCUCCGACAACGACUCGGACACGGAGGGAGGGAUGUCCCCAGAGCACGCCAUCAGGCUCUGGGGCAGAGGCAUCAAAUCCAGGAGGAGCUCUGGCCUGUCCAGCCGCGAGAACUCGGCGCUCACGCUCACCGACUCCGACAACGACAACAAGUCAGACGAGGAGAACGAUUUUCACACACACCUUUCUGAGAAAUUGAAAGACAGACAGACAAGCUGGCAGCAGCUGGCUGAGACAAAGAACUCUCUAAUACGUCGUCCCCUUCCACCCACGUCCUCUUCCAGCCUUCUCCCCUCUGCCCAGCUGCCCAGCUCCCAUAACCCUCCACCAGUCAGCUGCCAGAUGCCUUUGCUAGACAGCAACACGUCCCAUCAAAUCAUGGACACCAACCCUGACGAGGAGUUCUCUCCCAAUUCUUAUCUGCUGAGAGCGUGUUCAGGGCCACAGCAGGCUUCCAGCAGUGGCCCUUCAAACCAUCACAGCCAAUCGACGCUGAGGCCGCCUCUCCCUCCUCCUCACAACCAUUCCCUGUCCCAUCACCAUUCCUCUGCCAACUCCCUCAACAGGAACUCGCUCACCAACCGCCGCAACCAGAUCCACGCGCCCGCGCCGGCGCCCAACGACCUGGCCACCACGCCCGAGUCCGUGCAGCUCCAGGACAGCUGGGUGCUCAACAGCAACGUGCCCCUCGAGACCAGGCAUUUCUUGUUUAAGACAUCUUCUGGAACUACUCCACUGUUCAGCAGUUCUUCCCCUGGUUACCCGCUGACCUCAGGAACAGUUUACACUCCACCUCCCAGGCUGUUACCUAGAAAUACAUUCUCCAGGAAUGCAUUCAAGCUGAAAAAACCCUCCAAGUACUGUAGCUGGAAAUGUGCUGCUUUAUCUGCAAUUGCUGCUGCAGUCCUGCUUGCCAUCUUGCUAGCAUAUUUCAUAGCCAUGCACCUGCUGGGCCUCAACUGGCAGCUGCAGCCGGCCGAGCCGCCGACCUUCAGCAACGGCCUGCGCCCGCCCGGCGACGACGGCCCGCCCGCGCCCCCUGCCGGCAGAGGACCAUGGGUCACUAGGAAUAGCAGCAUAGAUAGUGGAGAAACAGAAGUUGGCCACAGGGUCACCCAGGAGGUGCCUCCAGGAGUUUUUUGGAGGUCUCAGAUCCAUAUCAGCCAGCCACAGUUCGUGAAGUUCAACAUAUCCUUAGGGAAGGAUGCUCUUUUUGGUGUUUAUAUAAGAAGAGGACUCCCACCAUCACAUGCCCAGUAUGAUUUCAUGGAGCGCUUGGAUGGCAAGGAGAAGUGGAGCGUGGUGGAGUCGCCGCGGGAGCGCCGCAGCGUGCAGACCCUGGUGCAGAACGAGGCCGUGUUCGUGCAGUACCUGGACGUGGGCUUGUGGCACCUGGCCUUCUACAACGAUGGCAAGGACAAGGAGGUGGUCUCCUUCAGCACAGUCAUUUUGGACUCGGUGCAAGACUGCCCGCGUCAUUGCCAUGGGAAUGGCGAGUGUGUCUCAGGUGUCUGCCACUGUUUUCCAGGAUUUCAUGGAGCAGACUGUGCUAAAGGACGGCGCCACUUUAAUAAGUAUAAAAAGAAGGCUGCCUGCCCCGUUCUGUGCAGUGGCAAUGGUCAGUACUCCAAAGGCACCUGCUUGUGCUACAGUGGCUGGAAAGGUCCAGAAUGUGACGUGCCCAUCAGCCAGUGCAUUGACCCCUCCUGUGGAGGUCACGGCUCCUGCAUCGAGGGCAACUGCGUCUGCUCUGUGGGAUAUAAAGGAGAAAACUGUGAGGAAGUGGACUGCUUGGACCCGACGUGCUCCAACCACGGGGUGUGUGUGAACGGGGAGUGCCUGUGCAGCACGGCUCCUACCUGCCCGACACGGGGCUCUGCACCUGCGACCCCAACUGGAUGGGCCCCGACUGCUCCGUCGAAGUGUGCUCGGUGGACUGUGGCACGCACGGCGUGUGCAUCGGCGGGGCCUGUCGCUGCGAGGAGGGCUGGACGGGAGCGGGCUGUGACCAGCGUGUGUGCCACCCCCGCUGCACCGAGCACGGGACUUGUAAAGAUGGGAAGUGUGAAUGCAGAGAGGGCUGGAAUGGGGAGCACUGCACCAUUGAUGGCUGUCCGGACCUGUGCAAUGGCAACGGGAGGUGCACGCUAUGGCCUGGUGGACUGCCUGGACCCUGACUGCUGCCUGCAGGCCACCUGCCAGAACAGCCUGCUGUGCCGGGGCUCGCGGGACCCGCUGGACAUCAUCCAGCAGAGCCACGGCGCCACGCCCACCGUCCGCUCCUUCUAUGACCGCAUCAAGCUGCUGGUGGGGAAGGACAGCACCCACAUCAUCCCUGGGGACAACCCCUUCAACAGCAGUCUUGUGUCUCUGAUAAGAGGCCAAGUGGUGACUACAGAUGGGACUCCCCUAGUUGGGGUCAACGUGUCGUUUGUCAAGUAUCCAAAGUACGGCUACACCAUCACUCGCCAGGAUGGCACGUUUGACUUGGUUGCAAAUGGUGGAGCAUCCCUGACACUGCACUUUGAGCGGGCCCCGUUCAUGAGCCAGGAAAGGACAGUGUGGCUGCCAUGGAACAGCUUCUAUGCCAUGGACACGCUUGUGAUGAAGACAGAGGAGAACUCCAUUCCCAGCUGUGAUCUCAGUGGCUUUGUCCGUCCUGACCCAGUCAUCAUUUCAUCACCACUUUCAACUUUCUUUAGUGACGCUCCCAGCCGCAAUCCCAUUGUGCCAGAAACCCAGGUUCUUCAUGAGGAAAUUGAGAUCCCUGGCUCUAGUAUAAAGCUCAGCUACCUGAGUUCCCGCACUGCUGGAUACAAAUCCUUACUGAAGAUCAUCAUGACCCAGACCCUGGUGCCACUCAAUCUGAUCAAAGUUCAUUUGAUGGUAGCAGUAGAAGGGCAUUUGUUCCAAAAAUCAUUUCAGGCAUCUCCCAACUUGGCAUAUACAUUUAUCUGGGACAAAACAGAUGCCUAUGGUCAGAAGGUUUAUGGGUUGUCAGAUGCUGUAGUGUCCGUGGGGUUUGAGUAUGAGACUUGCCCCAGUCUCAUUUUAUGGGAGAAGAGGACAGCACUGCUGCAAGGAUUUGAACUGGAUCCCUCAAACUUAGGAGGAUGGUCUCUGGAUAAACAUCAUGUUCUUAAUGUCAAGAGUGGUAUAUUGCACAAAGGCAACGGAGAAAAUCAGUUUCUCACUCAGCAGCCAGCUGUGAUAACCAGCAUUAUGGGCAACGGGCGCCGCCGAAGCAUUUCCUGUCCCAGCUGCAAUGGCCUGGCAGAAGGAAAUAAGCUCCUGGCCCCUGUGGCACUGGCAGUGGGUAUUGAUGGAAGUCUCUUUGUUGGGGAUUUUAACUAUAUCCGCCGUAUCUUCCCCUCCAGGAAUGUCACCAGCAUCCUGGAGCUGAGAAAUAAAGAGUUUAAACAUAGCAACAAUCCUGCUCAUAAAUACUAUCUGGCCGUGGACCCUGUUUCAGGCUCCCUCUACGUGUCGGACACCAAUAGCCGACGGAUUUACAGAGUCAAGUCCCUCACGGGCACGAAGGACCUUGCUGGUAACUCUGAAGUGGUGGCAGGGACAGGAGAGCAGUGCCUGCCCUUUGAUGAAGCCAGAUGUGGGGAUGGAGGGAAGGCAGUGGACGCAACCCUAAUGAGCCCUCGAGGAAUUGCAGUGGAUAAGUAUGGACUCAUGUAUUUUGUGGAUGCCACUAUGAUUAGAAAAGUGGAUCAGAACGGAAUUAUAUCGACCCUGCUGGGCUCCAAUGACCUAACUGCUGUUCGACCUCUCAGCUGUGAUUCCAGCAUGGAUGUCACCCAGGUACGGCUGGAGUGGCCUACUGAUCUCGCUGUCAAUCCCAUGGACAACUCCCUUUAUGUCCUAGAGAACAAUGUUAUUUUACGGAUCACAGAAAACCAUCAAGUUAGCAUUAUUGCUGGACGCCCCAUGCACUGCCAGGUUCCUGGUAUAGACUACUCUCUUAGCAAACUGGCUAUUCAUUCUGCACUUGAAUCAGCCAGUGCCAUUGCCAUCUCACACACAGGAGUUCUUUACAUCAGUGAGACAGAUGAAAAAAAAAUUAAUCGGCUCCGCCAGGUAACUACCAAUGGAGAAAUAUGCCUUCUUGCAGGGGCAGCUUCAGACUGUGAUUGCAAAAAUGAUGUCAACUGUAAUUGCUAUGCUGGGGAUGAUGGGUAUGCCACUGAUGCCAUCUUAAAUUCACCAUCUUCCUUAGCUGUGGCCCCAGAUGGUACCAUCUACAUAGCUGAUCUCGGAAAUAUCCGCAUUAGGGCUGUCAGUAAAAACAGGCCCGUUCUUAAUUCCUUUAACCAAUAUGAAGCUGCAUCUCCAGGAGAACAGGAGCUGUAUGUCUUCAAUGCUGAUGGGAUUCACCAGUACACUCUGAGCCUCGUUACUGGGGAGUACUUGUACAAUUUCACCUAUAGCAGCGAUAACGAUGUCACGGAGGUGAUGGACAACAACGGCAACUCGCUGAAGGUGCGCCGGGACGCCAGCGGGAUGCCCCGCCACCUGCUGAUGCCGGACAAUCAGAUUGUCACCCUGGCUGUUGGCACCAAUGGGGGACUCAAGCUGGUCUCAACACAGACCCUGGAGCUCGGAUUAAUGACAUAUAAUGGAAACAGUGGUCUCUUAGCAACGAAGAGUGAUGAAACAGGAUGGACAACGUUUUAUGACUAUGAUCAUGAAGGGCGUCUGACCAAUGUGACACGUCCCACUGGAGUGGUAACUAGCCUUCAUCGGGAAAUGGAAAAGUCCAUUACCAUCGACAUUGAGAAUUCUAAUCGGGAUGACGAUGUCACGGUCAUCACAAAUCUCUCCUCUGUGGAGGCUUCCUAUACAGUUGUUCAAGAUCAAGUGAGGAACAGCUACCAGCUCUGUAAUAAUGGUACUUUGAGAGUGAUGUAUGCCAAUGGCAUGAGCAUUAGCUUUCACAGCGAGCCUCAUGUCCUGGCUGGGACUGUGACUCCCACCAUAGGACGCUGUAAUAUUUCUCUGCCCAUGGAAAAUGGUUUAAACUCAAUUGAAUGGCGCCUGAGGAAGGAGCAGAUUAAAGGCAAAGUGACGGUGUUUGGAAGAAAACUCAGGGUGCACGGCAGGAACUUGCUGUCCAUCGACUACGACCGCAACAUCCGCACCGAGAAGAUCUACGACGACCACCGCAAGUUCACGCUGCGCAUCAUCUACGACCAGCUGGGCCGGCCCUUCCUCUGGCUGCCCAGCAGCGGCCUGGCUGCUGUCAACGUCUCCUAUUUCCUCAACGGGCGCCUGGCCGGGCUGCAGCGCGGGGCCAUGAGCGAGAGGACCGACAUCGACAAGCAGGGCAGGAUUGUGUCGCGCAUGUUCGCCGACGGCAAAGUGUGGAGCUACACCUACCUGGAAAACUCGAUGGUGCUGCUGCUGCAGAGCCAGCGCCAGUACAUCUUCGAGUUCGACUCCUCGGAGCGCCUGCACGCCGUCACCAUGCCCAGCGUGGCCCGGCACAGCAUGUCCACCCACACCUCCGUGGGCUACAUCAGGAACAUCUACAACCCCCCCGAGAGCAACGCCUCCGUCAUUUUUGAUUACAGUGACGACGGCAGGAUUCUGAAAACAUCGUUUUUAGGCACCGGCCGGCAAGUCUUCUACAAGUAUGGAAAGCUGUCCAAGCUGUCUGAAAUUGUUUAUGACAGCACGGCAGUUACUUUUGGGUACGAUGAAACCACGGGUGUCCUAAAAAUGGUGAAUUUGCAAAGUGGAGGGUUUUCUUGUACAAUUCGCUAUAGGAAAAUUGGUCCUCUUGUUGACAAACAAAUCUACAGGUUCUCUGAAGAAGGGAUGGUCAAUGCAAGGUUUGAUUAUACAUAUCAUGACAACAGUUUCCGAAUUGCAAGCAUCAAACCCAUCAUAAGUGAGACGCCUCUUCCAGUUGACCUUUACCGUUACGAUGAGAUUUCUGGCAAAGUUGAGCAUUUUGGCAAAUUUGGAGUUAUUUAUUACGAUAUAAACCAAAUUAUCACCACGGCAGUUAUGACGCUGAGCAAGCACUUUGACACCCACGGGCGCAUUAAGGAAGUGCAGUACGAAAUGUUCCGCUCCCUGAUGUACUGGAUGACCGUGCAGUACGACAGCAUGGGAAGGGUGACCAAAAGAGAGCUCAAACUCGGUCCCUACGCCAACACCACCAAGUACACCUAUGACUACGAUGGAGAUGGGCAGCUGCAGAGCGUGGCAGUCAACGACAGGCCCACCUGGCGCUACAGCUACGACCUGAACGGGAACCUGCACCUCCUGAACCCUGGGAACAGCGUCCGGCUGAUGCCGCUGCGCUACGACCUCAGGGACAGGAUCACGCGCCUGGGUGACAUCCCCUACAAGAUUGAUGAUGAUGGAUACCUGUGGCAGCGGGGUGCUGACGUGUUUGAGUACAACUCCAAAGGGCUCCUGACCAGAGCUUACAACAAAGCCAAUGGGUGGAGUGUUCAGUACCGCUACGACGGGCUGGGCCGAAGGGCUUCCUGCAAGACCAACCUGGGGCAUCAUCUGCAGUACUUUUAUGCUGAUCUUCACAAUCCAACAAGGGUAACUCAUGUCUACAAUCAUUCCAACUCUGAAAUUACCUCUUUGUACUACGAUCUGCAAGGGCACCUGUUUGCAAUGGAGAGCAGCAGUGGGGAGGAGUAUUAUGUGGCCUCUGAUAACACAGGCACUCCGUUAGCUGUGUUCAGCAUCAAUGGCCUCAUGAUCAAGCAGCUCCAGUACACAGCCUAUGGGGAGAUCUAUUAUGACUCCAACCCAGAUUUCCAGCUGGUCAUUGGGUUCCAUGGAGGGCUGUAUGAUCCUUUAACCAAACUCGUGCAUUUUACCCAAAGGGACUAUGAUGUCCUGGCUGGGCGCUGGACAUCUCCUGAUUACACCAUGUGGAAAAAUAUUGGCAAAGAACCUGCUCCUUUCAAUCUGUACAUGUUCAAGAGUAACAACCCUCUCAGCAAUGAACUGGAUCUAAAGAAUUAUGUAACAGAUGUCAAGAGCUGGUUGGUGAUGUUUGGAUUUCAGCUUAGCAACAUCAUUCCUGGUUUCCCUAGAGCAAAAAUGUACUUUGUGUCACCACCAUACGAGCUGUCUGAGAGUCAAGCGUGUGAAAAUGGACAGCUAAUUACAGGAGUGCAGCAGACGACAGAACGACACAACCAGGCUUUCAUGGCUCUGGAGGGACAGGUCAUAUCUAAACGAUUACAUGCCAAAAUCAGAGAAAAAGCAGGCCACUGGUUUGCCACAAGCACUCCCAUCGUGGGGAAAGGGAUCAUGUUUGCCGUGAAGGAAGGCCGUGUCACCACCGGUGUUUCCAGCAUCGCCACGGACGACAGCAGGAAGAUCGCCUCCGUCCUGAACGGCGCUCACUACCUGGAGAAGAUGCACUACAGCAUCGAGGGCAAGGACACCCACUACUUUGUGAAGGUGGGCUCGGCCGACAGCGACCUGGUCACCCUGGCCAUGACCAGCGGGAGGAAGGUGCUGGACAGCGGCAUCAACGUCACCGUGUCGCAGCCCACGCUCCUGGUCAGCGGCAGGACUCGAAGGUUUACGAACGUUGAGUUCCAGCACUCCACGCUGCUCAUCAACAUCCGCUACGGGCUGAGCGCCGACACGCUGGACGAGGAGAAGGCCAGGGUGCUGGAGCAGGCUCGGCAGCGAGCCCUGGCCGCAGCCUGGGCCAAGGAGCAGCAGAAGGCGCGGGACGGACGCGAGGGCAGCCGCGUAUGGACAGACGGAGAGAGGCAGCAGCUCCUCAGCACGGGAAGGGUCCAAGGUUACGAGGGAUAUUAUGUCCUGCCCGUGGAGCAGUACCCAGAGCUAGCAGACAGUAGCAGCAACAUCCAGUUUUUAAGACAGAAUGAAAUGGGAAAGAGGUAACAAAUUAACCUGCUGUCAUCCUUUGCUGGAUGAAUCAGUAGUCAUAACUGUUAUCUCCUCUCCUAAGGAGAUGAAGACCUAAAUGGGGGCACUAGGCUGAGCUACUCUGGGAUAGUAAGUGGCAAAAAAGCUCAUAUUUUUUGAGUUAAAUGCUACUGUUCAAGUGAUUAAAAACCACAUCCUGAAGUGGACUAAAGCCAGACUGAAAACUCUUAACCGUACAAAUUAAAAAGUACCCCUGAAAUAUUACCCACUUGUUCUGGGUCUAAAGAAAAACAAAAAGAAGGCCUCGUAUUGUAUUACCUCACUCCAUUCACACGUGAGCAAACUAAGAAAUCCAAGUGGGCCACUUUCACUAACCAGCUGAUGAAACACAGAUGAUUCAGACUGCUUGUUUGAUAAAUAUCCAAGAGGUUUUCAUUUAAAGCAAAAUACAGAUGCAUUUAAAACAUGACUUUGGGGUGAUUUGUGUGUAGCGAAUGGAGGACAAAUGAAAUGCAAGUGAGAGCGCACUGGAAAUAGGAAAGGAAAAUAUAUUUAAAAGUAACAAAACCACACUUGCACUCUGACCCUCCACUUGUCUGGCCUGAAGCUUAACUUAUUCAAAGAGGGCAGAGUGUAAAGUUACAUUCAAAAUGGUGGCUAUAAAUCACUACAGAUAAAUUUCAUACUCUGUUUGUCUUUGAAGAUUUCCAUUGUGGACAGUAUAACACAGUUACAGGGUGUAGUCUGUUUAGAUUCAGUAGUUUGUUGGUAUCAGUUCCAGUAGAGCUGUGGGCAUUGUGUUACACUAUUGCAAAUGGGCACCACGUCAGAUCACCCUGUACAUACAUCAGCCAGAAGGCACAAUCACUGUUUCAGAUUUAAAAAUUAUUAGUGUGUUUGUUUGGUCGAGAAACUGAGACAAUCACAUUACGGUCACCACAAAAAAAAAAAGAAAAAAAAAAGUCUAAUAAGAACUUUGGUACAAGAACUUUUUUGUAAUAUACAUGUAUGAAUUGUUCAUUGAGUUUUUAUAUUAAUUUUAAUUUGCUGCUAAGCAAAGACUAGAGACAGGCAAAGAUAAUUUAUGGCAAAGUGUUUAAAUUGUUUAUACAUAAAUAAAGUCUCUAAAACUCCUGUGAA
Zonotrichia albicollis (white-throated sparrow) is the source of this 9582-nucleotide messenger RNA. RefSeq names its product teneurin transmembrane protein 2 (gene TENM2). The record is from RefSeq and is a predicted model, not a curated record. Gene Ontology annotation, cellular component: neuron projection; membrane. Gene Ontology annotation, biological process: heterophilic cell-cell adhesion; neuron development; signal transduction. Gene Ontology annotation, molecular function: cell adhesion molecule binding; protein heterodimerization activity; protein homodimerization activity. NCBI's taxonomy places the organism in Eukaryota, Metazoa, Chordata, Aves, Passeriformes, Passerellidae.